AGGCACUGUGCGCCCUCCCAGCCUGAAGUGGCUGUCCAGUGCUAGCAGGACUGCGCUCGGCUCUCUGGAGGGAGUAAGCCAUCAGUGGGAGGAAACCGGGUGGCAGGCAUGACGGAUCCUGAAGACCCCCCCAGAGCCAGCCCUGGGGAAUCGGGCGAGCCCCCUGGGGAUGACAGCGGACCUCCAGGAGAGACGUUUCCCCUCUCCUCCUUGGCCAACCUGUUUGAAGGGGAGGAUGGCUCGCCCUCGGCGGGAGGGGAGCCGAGCCGCAGUCCACCUGCCCAGGGGGAUGCCCGGCAAAACCUGCGCAUGAAGUUUCAUGGGGCAUUCCGCAAGGGCAUGCCCAACCCCAUGGACCUGCUGGAGUCCACCAUUUAUGAAUCCUCCGUCGUUCCCGGCCCCAAGAAGGCCCCCAUGGACUCUCUCUUUGACUAUGGGACCUACCGGCACCACCCCAGUGAUAACAACAAGCGGCGCAGAAAGAAGAUUAUAGAGAAGGAGCCCCAGAAUCCCAAAGCCCCAGCUCCUGAUCCACCCCCUAUCCUCAAAGUCUUCAACCGACCCAUUCUUUUCGACAUCGUGUCCCGGGGAUCCACUGCUGACCUGGACGGGCUACUCUCCUUCCUUCUCACCCAAAAGAAGCGCCUGACAGACGAGGAGUUUCGGGAACCUUCCACAGGGAAGACGUGUCUGCCUAAGGCCCUGUUGAACCUGAGCGGUGGACGCAAUGACACCAUCCCAGUGCUCCUGGACAUUGCUGAACGCACUGGCAACAUGCGGGAAUUCAUUAACUCACCCUUCCGAGAUGUCUACUACCGAGGUCAGACGGCCCUGCAUAUCGCCAUCGAACGCCGCUGCAAACACUACGUGGAGCUCCUGGUGGCCCAAGGCGCUGAUGUCCAUGCACAGGCUCGUGGGCGUUUUUUCCAGCCCAAAGAUGAGGGUGGCUACUUCUACUUCGGUGAGCUGCCCUUGUCCCUGGCUGCCUGUACCAACCAACCCCACAUUGUGAACUACCUGACGGAGAACCCUCACAAGAAGGCGGACAUGCGGCGCCAGGACUCUCGGGGCAACACGGUGCUGCAUGCUCUGGUCGCAAUUGCUGACAACACACGAGAGAACACCAAGUUUGUCACCAAGAUGUACGAUCUCUUGCUCAUCAAGUGUGCCAAACUCUUCUCUGAGAGCAACCUGGAGGCUGUGGUCAACAAUGAUGGCCUUUCACCGCUGAUGAUGGCUGCCAAGACAGGCAAGAUUGGGAUUUUUCAGCACAUUAUCCGCCGGGAGGUGACGGAUGAGGAUGCGAGACAUCUGUCCCGCAAGUUCAAGGACUGGGCAUACGGGCCUGUGUACUCAUCUCUCUAUGACCUGUCCUCGCUGGACACCUGUGGGGAGGAAACCUCAGUUCUGGAGAUCCUUGUAUAUAACAGCAAGAUUGAGAACCGCCAUGAGAUGCUGGCUGUAGAGCCAAUCAAUGAGCUGCUCCGGGACAAGUGGCGAAAGUUUGGCGCCGUCUCCUUCUACAUCAGCGUCGUCUCUUAUCUGUGUGCCAUGAUCAUCUUUACCCUCACUGCCUACCACCAGCCCCUGGAGGGCACGCCCCCGUACCCGUACCGCACAACCGUGGACUACUUGCGGCUUGCCGGAGAGAUCAUCACCCUUUCCACUGGAGUCAUAUUCUUUCUCUCUAGUAUUAAAGACCUUUUCAUGAAGAAGUGCCCAGGAGUGAAUUCUUUAUUUGUUGACGGCUCCUUUCAGCUGCUUUACUUUAUUUACUCGGUGCUAGUGAUUGUCUCUGCUGGACUGUACCUGGCGGGAAUCGAAGCCUACCUGGCAGUCAUGGUCUUCGCCUUGGUCCUGGGUUGGAUGAACGCUCUCUACUUCACUCGGGGGUUGAAGCUGACGGGGACGUACAGCAUCAUGAUCCAGAAGAUUCUGUUCAAAGACCUUUUCCGUUUCCUGCUGGUCUAUCUCCUCUUCAUGAUUGGCUAUGCUUCAGCUCUGGUCUCGCUGCUGAACCCAUGCUCCAGUAAUGCCAUCUGCAACGAGGACCGUUCCAACUGCACAGUCCCCAGCUACCCGUCCUGCCGGGACAGCCAGACCUUCAGCACCUUCCUCCUGGACCUCUUCAAGCUGACCAUUGGCAUGGGCGAUCUGGAGAUGCUGAGCAGUGCCAAGUAUCCCGUGGUCUUCAUCAUCCUGCUGGUGACUUACAUCAUCCUCACCUUUGUGCUGCUACUGAACAUGUUGAUUGCCCUCAUGGGGGAGACAGUGGGCCAGGUGUCCAAGGAGAGCAAGCAUAUCUGGAAGCUGCAGUGGGCCACCACCAUCUUGGACAUCGAGCGUUCUUUCCCGGUUUUUGUGAGGAAGGCGUUCCGCUCUGGGGAGAUGGUCACUGUGGGCAAGAGCUCAGAUGGCACACCAGACCGGCGGUGGUGUUUCAGGGUUGAUGAAGUGAAUUGGUCUCAUUGGAACCAAAAUCUGGGCAUCAUUAAUGAGGAUCCAGGCAAGAAUGAGACCUACCAGUACUACGGUUUCUCGCACACCGUGGGCCGCCUCCGCCGGGAUCGCUGGUCCGUAGUGGUGCCCCGGGUUGUUGAGCUGAACAAGAAUACCCAGUCGGAGGAUGUGGUAGUGCCACUGGAUCAUGUGGGCACUUCUUCUGCCCCUGCUCAGAGACAGAGCUACCCUCAUCACUGGAGGACAGAAGAUGCCCCACUCUAGUGGGGCCCUGGGAGCCUUGAGGGGGGGCCCAGCCAGGAACUCAAGCAUCUGCUGCGGCCAGUUGGCAUGGAAAGGCCACAAGCCUAACCUGUUGGCUCCUGCUAGCCAUAGCUUUUCUCCUGGAUUGUCUGCCUCUUGGCACCUUCUCUGUGCCGGCCCAGGGUUCGCCAGCAUUUCCAAGGGAAGCUCCCACUGGUGGCUUCCUGGGUUUCCUGGCCCUGAAUAAGCCUUGUGUUGACGCCAAAGAUGCCCAGAUGAAGAGAGGCCCAGCCAUGCCCUGCAUUGGAGGGAGGGGGUGUGUCAGAGUUAAGUGGUGUCAUCUCUGGCAGAGCCAGCUGGGGGCCAUGUGCAAGGUCAUAUCACGGUACGGUGAAAAGAAAGCUGGAUUUGGGGAAUGUGGGUUUGCUCCCUGGCUCUGGUAUUUUCUAUCUGUGUGACCUUGGGCAAGUCAUUUCCCAUCCUUAGGUUCUUCUUCUGUAAAAUAAGGGGGUUGGGCUAAAUGACCUCUGAGGUCCCUUCCAGCUGUAAACCCGAUGAGCCUAUGACCCUCUCUUGUUCACUUAUGAACCCUGACCCAUGUUCACACUCCCACUAGACCCUGGGCACAGCAGGUAAGGUCAGGCAAAGAAAAGAAGGUGAAUGGUUUUAAGUAGGGGUCAGAGACGAAAGGCUCUCAUCUCAGCCCCUUGGGUCCUGGAAGAGACCACCCUCAGCCUCCUUUCACUCCCAUGGAGUUAUACAGGUCAGUAUGGUGUGGCCAGUGGAGAAGGGGCACCUUGUUCCCCAGUCAGCUACAAGGAGGCACUUCCCACCCCUGCCCCAGCCCUGGUCAGACUCUCACUCCAUUAUUUAUUUGCUCUUCUCUAGCUCAGGAAGGAAGUUCAUGGCUAGAGGGCAGGGUAGCUGUGCCCUCCGUGGAGGGCUCAGAAAAUCUUCCCAGCCCAGGGCCCAGCCUGGCCCUGCUGGUACCAAUCCCACGUCCCAGUGUCCGCCUGCCAACAUGGUCUGAGCACAGCUGAUGGCUUUGCUUAAGAGCCAGGAAACUUCAGUGGGCAAGGACUGGGUCUUCUGUAUGUUCUGCAUGGUGCCUAGGACAAUGUGGGGAGGUG
Molecule: messenger RNA, 3833 nt
Organism: Vombatus ursinus (common wombat)
Lineage: Eukaryota; Metazoa; Chordata; Mammalia; Diprotodontia; Vombatidae
Gene: TRPV4
Product: transient receptor potential cation channel subfamily V member 4
Exons: 16
Coding region: 109-2724 (871 amino acids)
Biological process (GO): calcium ion import across plasma membrane; osmosensory signaling pathway; actin filament organization
Cellular component (GO): cilium; membrane
Molecular function (GO): protein binding; calcium channel activity
Source: RefSeq, a predicted model, not a curated record